Daphnia pulicaria is the source of this 1140-nucleotide messenger RNA. RefSeq lists its product as uncharacterized. Gene Ontology annotation, biological process: DNA integration. Gene Ontology annotation, molecular function: nucleic acid binding. The coding region runs from base 1 to 1140 and encodes 379 amino acids. The record is from RefSeq and is a predicted model, not a curated record. The transcript has 2 exons. NCBI's taxonomy places the organism in Eukaryota, Metazoa, Arthropoda, Branchiopoda, Diplostraca, Daphniidae.
AUGGCAAAAGGAAAGGACCAUGCCAUACCCGACGCACUAUCGCGCGCUCCUGUAAACGAUCCGGAACCAGACGACGAUGAGACGAACAAGGACGUUCAGCUUUUUUCACGGCAAGUGAUGCUUCGGCGAAUAGCCGCGGUUGGGGCCGUUACACCGACAACAGAAGACGAGGAGGAAAUUACGGAUGAUCCAAAUCAUCUGGUGGACCCAGUGUUGGAAAAACUCAAGAUAACUGCGUCGAACGACGCUUCCUAUUCCACCCUUAUCCAGGCCAUUGAAACGGGAUUCACCACUAGACGUGAUUUAAUGGCGCCGGCCGUUCAUCAAUUUUGGAAAAUCCGCGACGAGCUGUCGGUGGACGACGGACUGGUUCUCUUCGGCUGCCGGAUCGUUAUCCCGCAAAGUUCCCGACGCGACAUCCUGCUAAAUUUACACGCGGCUCACCAAGGGAUCGUCCGCAUGAAGCGGCGGGCCCGCCAAACCGUAUACUGGCCAGGAUUGAGCAACGACAUCGUCGCGUUUGUAGAUAGUUGCCAGGUAUGUCAAGAACUUCAGCCGUCCCAACAACAAGAGCCCCUACUACGCGACGCUUUACCUGAGCGCGUCUUCGAGGAGGUAUCGACGGAUUUGUUCAAAUCUGGGCGACUGCAUGUUCUCGUGCCUAUCCGGAUGGCCGAAAAUUUUGUUGAUCUCGGGGUGCCCAUCCGUAUACGCACCGACGGCGGCCCUCAGUUUGGAGCCGGAGCAUUCCAGCAAGCGCUACAGAAAUGGGGGGUAGUGUGGGGAAAUUCAUCUCCAUACUACGCGCAGAGCAACGGUCACGUAGAGGCGGCAGUCGACGCUAUGAAGCGGCUCGUUUUGAAAAUCACACCCGCAGGAGACCUCACAUCCGACGCAUUCAUGCAAGGUCUUCUUGAAUUCCGUAAUACGCCCCGCGAAAACGGAAUGUCCCCGGCGGAGAUGGUGUUCGGCAGCCAGCUACGUUCGAUAUUGCCAGCCCAUCGCACUUCUUUUGCUCCACGCUGGAAGGACAUCAUGAACGCACGAGACCACCAACAGGCCUUGGAUGGCGGGGUGAAAAAGCGCUACGACAAACGGGCACGCCCACUGUCGCCACUGACCAUCGGGGUUCACGUAUGA